GCGGCUUCGUCUCCAUUCCAGUUGGGCUACGUUAUCUGACAAUGCCGUUGGAGCAAAGAGUACGAGGGAAUACCGGUUUUAUUGAUUUUUUGGAGAAGGACGGCAAACACGUCCACGUGUGCGGCUUUUACAGGUUGAAACGGUAAAGAGGGAGAGGGAGAAUUGCGCAGAGAAACAGACGGAGGGUGGACCAGCGCUAUUGUUUUCAUCGAGGCGCUAGCGCCACUUCCAAUAUUAGCCGAUGAAAGGAAACGUGCGUCUGUCUGAAACAUUUAUUUAUGCCGGCUAGCAAUUUUCUACUAGGAACAUUGCAUUUGAAUCACGGGUGGACUCUGUUAUUGUCGACUUCACGUCUGGAUUACAAUCGAAGAUGCCUCUCGGAUCGCGGCUAACGUUCGUGUUCCUGUUCCUGUGCAGCAUCAGCAACAUUGACUUGGCGUCCACAGCAUCCCGUAAGUGUGAGGACUCCCUGGCCACACCCCUUCCCUACAGCUCCUUCACCGGCUCCUCCGUCUACGCCACCGGCUACGGAGCCGGCUACGCCAAACUCAACCGGAGGGGAGGCUCCGGGGGCUGGUCCCCAGUGGACGCCGACCGCUACCAGUGGCUCCAGGUGGACCUGGGCUCCAGGAAGAAGGUGGUCGCCGUGGCAACGCAGGGCCGCUACAGCAGCGCCGAUUGGACGAGGCGCUACCGGCUGCUGUACAGCGACACGGGCAAGAACUGGCGGCCCUUCCUGCAGGACGGGAACAUCUGGACGUUUGAGGGCAACUCCGACAGCGAGGGCGUGACGCGGCACGAGCUCCUGCGCUCCAUCGUGGCGCGCUACGUCCGCUUCGUCCCGCUGCAGUGGAGCCAGGAGGGCCGCAUGGGGCUGAGGGUGGAGGUGUACGGCUGCGCCUACUGGUCGGAUGUCGUCAGUUUCGAUGGCCAAGGUGUCAUCUCCUACCGCUUCAGUAGUAAGACGAAGAAGAUCAAGUUCCUCACGGACGUCAUCUCCCUGAAGUUCCGGACCAGUGCGGGCCACGGCGUGCUGCUCCACGGGGAGGGGCAGCAGGGCGACUACAUCUCCCUGGAGCUCCAGCGCGCACGCCUCGUGCUCAGCAUCAACCUGGGCAGCAACCAAUACGGCUCCAUCCAGGGCCACACGGCGGUGACCAGCGGCAGCCUGUUGGACGACGACCACUGGCACUCGGUCCUCAUCCAACGCUAUCGCAGGAAUGUGAACUUCACGCUGGACCAACACACGCAGCCGUUCAGGACCAACGGGGAGUUCGACCACCUGGACCUCGACUACGAGAUCUCCUUCGGGGGUUUGCCCGCCUCCAACAAACCCAGCUCAGGCGGCCGGGACAACUUUGUGGGCUGCAUGGAGGGCAUCGUCUACAACGGAGACAACAUCACCAGCCUCAUCCACAGGAAGAAGGUGGACACCUCCAGCUUCAGGAACCUGACCUUCUCCUGCUCGGAGUCGCGCUCCUUCCCGGUGUUCUUCAACUCGUCGUCCUUCCUGCAGCUGCCGGGCCAGGGUGACAGCGACACGCUGUCCGUCAGCCUGUCCUUCCGCACCUGGAACCCCAGCGGCCUGCUGGUGUACACGGCGCUGGCCGACGGCGUGGUGGAGGUCGGCCUCGCCGACGGCAAGGUCACCGUCUACAUCAACGUGACGCAGAGGAAGAACACCCGCAUCGACAUCUCCUCGGGGUCCAACCUGAACGACGGCCAGUGGCACACGGUCCACCUCAACGCCCUGGAGAACUACGCCAUGCUGACCAUCGACGGCGACGAGGCGUCCACCGUGAGGACCGCCAUCCCCAUCCAGAUCACCACCGGGGGCACCUACUACUUCGGAGGCUACUUCCUGCGCACCAACACGCCCCCGCUGCAGCGCUCCUUCCAGGGCUGCAUGCAGAUGAUCCACGUGGACGACCAGCUGGCCGACCUGCGGGCCGUGGAGCAGGGCCUCAUCGGCAUGUUCCAGAACGUCAGCCUGGACAUGUGCGCCAUCAUAGACCGGUGUGUCCCUAACCAGUGUGAGCACGGCGGUCGCUGCUCCCAGACCUGGGACUCGUUCAGCUGCAUCUGCAACGGGACCGGAUACAGAGGAGCCACCUGCCACACCUCGGUGUACCAGCAGUCCUGUGAGGAGGUCCUGCACCUGGGCAGGGCCCCCGGGGGCCACUGGGUGGACCCCGACGGCAGCGGGCCCCUGCAGGCCCUCCGCGUCAGCUGUGACCUGACAGAGGGCACGGUGUGGACGUCAGUGAAGAACAACCUCUCACCUCAGACAGCCGUGACCGCCCUGGACCAGGAGGGGAAGGCCGUCCUCCGGCUGGACUACAACAUGAGCACACAACAGGUGUACGCAGUCACCAGCGGGGCCGACUACUGUGAGCAGCACAUCGCCUACACCUGCCGCAUGUCCCGCCUCCUCAACUCACCAGACGGCGAGCCGUACACCUGGUGGGUCGGGCGGGCCAACGAGAAGCACCUCUACUGGGGCGGCUCGGGCCCGGGGAUCCAGAAGUGCGCGUGCGGGAUCGAGAGGAACUGCACCAGCGCCAAGCACCAGUGCAACUGUGACGCGGACCAGCGGCAGUGGAGGGAGGACGCCGGGCUGCUGGUGUACAAGGACCACCUGCCCGUCAGCCAGCUGGUGGUGGGGGACACGGGCCGGGCCGGGUCGGAGGCCAAGCUCACCGUGGGGCCGCUGAGGUGCCGCGGAGACCGUGACUUCUGGAACGCGGCGUCGUUCAUAAGCCCCGCCUCCUACCUGCACUUCCCCUCCUUGAAGGGCGAGACCAGCGCCGACAUCUCCUUCUACUUCAAGACCUCCUCCACCUACGGGGUGUUCCUGGAGAACCUGGGGACCACCGACUUCAUACGCAUCGAGCUCAAAGCCACGUCGGUGAUCAGCUUCUCCUUCGACGUGGGGAACGGCGGCGUGGAGCUCACCGUGCGCUCGCCGUCGCGCCUCGACGACGGCCGCUGGCACCGCGUGGAGGCAGAGCGCAACCUGAAGGAGGCGGUGCUGAGUCUGGACGGCCGUUACCGUGACGCCCGGCCCGCCCCCGCCCAGGGACACAUCCGGCUGGAGCUGUUCAGCCAGCUGUACAUCGGAGCCUCGGGGGGCCAGCGGGGGUUCCUGGGCUGCAUGCGCGCCCUGCGGCUCAACGGCGUGACCCUUGACCUGGAGGAGAGGGCCCGGGUGACCCCAGGGGUCAAGCCCGGCUGCCAGGGACACUGCAACCACUUCGGCGUGCACUGCCGCAACGGGGGCGUGUGUGUGGAGCAGUACGACGGGUACUCCUGCGACUGCUCCCACACGGCCUACGAUGGCCGCUUCUGCACCAACGACGUCGGCGGCUACUUUGAGUCGGGGACGCUGGUGCGCUACGACUUCCCGUCGGAGGCGGGGCCUGCCUCCGGGGCCGCCCCCCGGGGCCCCCAGGGCUCCGCCCUGCUGGGCGAGACCAACCUGACGCGGGAGGAGCUGGUGUUCAGCUUCAGCACCUCCAACGCCCCCGCCAUCCUGGUCUACGUCAGCUCCAAGACCCAGGACUACCUGGCCGUGGUGCUGCGCAACAACGGCACCCUCCAGGUCCGCUACAGCCUUGGGGGUCUCACGGAGCCCUACACCAUCGACCUGGACCACCGCAACAUGGCCAACGGCCAGCCGCACCACGUCAACGUCUCCAGGGAGCAGCGCAGCAUCCACCUGCAGCUGGACCACUACCCCGUGACCACCUACACCCUGCCCGACGCCUCGGACACCCACUUCAACCUGGUCAAGACCAUCUUCCUGGGGAAGGUGUUCGAGACGGGUGAGAUCGACCCGGUGCUGAUCGACCGCUACAACACGCCGGGCUUCGUGGGCUGCCUGUCCCGGGUCACGCUGAACGGCGUGGCGCCCCUGAAGGCCGCGCUGCGCCCCGGCCCCGCGGCCGCGCCCGUCACCGCCCACGGCAUCCUGGUCCCGUCCAACUGCGGCGCCCAGCCCCUCACCAUCUCCCCCCUCGGCGCCGCCCAUGACCCCUGGCAGAUGGACACCGCCGGCGCCGUGUUCCCAUACAACAACGAGAUGAUCAGCCGCGAGAAACUAGACCACAACUCUGCCGUCAUUGGAGGGAUCGUUGCCGUGGUGGUCUGCCUGGCCCUGGGCGUGCUCGUGUUCCUGGUGCGUCACAUGUUCCGCCACAAGGGCUCCUACCACACCAACGAGGCCAAGGGGGCGGAGUCGGCCGACUGCGCCGACGCCGCCAUCAUCGUGAACGACCCGGCGUUCACCGAGACCAUCGAGGAGAGCAAGAAGGAGUGGUUCAUCUAG
Messenger RNA from Gadus chalcogrammus (walleye pollock), 4327 nucleotides. RefSeq names its product contactin associated protein 2b (gene cntnap2b). NCBI's taxonomy places the organism in Eukaryota, Metazoa, Chordata, Actinopteri, Gadiformes, Gadidae. The record is from RefSeq and is a predicted model, not a curated record. The transcript is spliced from 25 exons. The coding region runs from base 371 to 4327 and encodes 1318 amino acids.